Musca domestica (house fly) is the source of this 1218-nucleotide messenger RNA. RefSeq names its product 27 kDa hemolymph protein. The coding region runs from base 156 to 1070 and encodes 304 amino acids. The transcript has 2 exons. The record is from RefSeq and is a predicted model, not a curated record. NCBI's taxonomy places the organism in Eukaryota, Metazoa, Arthropoda, Insecta, Diptera, Muscidae.
UUUUUUCGUUCACGCCAUGGACAGUUUGUCGUUGCUGGUGACAAGCAACGAACGCUUUUGCCUAAAACAGCUGUGAACACCUGAAAAAGUGUUGUUCAAAGAGCGUGUGUGAGUGUCCGAAAAAUUCCGCUGCUCAAAUAGCGAUUAAUCCAAAAAUGCUAGGAUUCCGAUUAGUUUUGGUGGCGGCGGUGGCCCUCGCGAGUGUAUUUCUAUUGAGCCAGGCCCAAGUGGCGCCCAAUCAUCAGAUUGAACAGCUGAAAAAACAAUUUAUGCCGGCUCAGUUUCGAAAUGCUAAUUUGACCGAAGAGGACCUGAAGAAAGUCUUCAAGGAAAAGUGCAAAAAAGCUACGGGAAUCGAUAACUCUACCCUGUAUCAGGAAGUGGAGAAGGGCAGUGUUUUGCUCGUUGCCUGUCUCUCUGGCCUGGCCAACCUCACAUCAUUGCAGCAAGAGAUCGAAGUGGCCCGACCACUGGGAGAGCUCGAUACCGUGUUCCACAAACAUUGCCAAAAAGCACCAGCGGCGGAAAAAUGUUUCCGCGAAUUCAAUACCGUCAUCCAACCGUGUCUGAGUCCAGAGGAGAAAUCUCAGAAUGCCGUUAUGAUGCGCAUCGUAUCGGGCCUGCUCAAAUUUAUGUGUGCCCGCGGAGGCGAUCAAAUUGCCCUCUUCGUGGCCGAAGAUGGUCCCGAAUGUCUGGAGGCCAACAAGGAGGCCAUAGCCCAUUGCGCGAACAAGUCCUUUGCCGAGUUCACACCCAAAAACAAAGUAACCGAUCUUUUCAACUUGCCCGACUUCACUUUGGAGCCCGAACACUGUGUGGACUUGGCCAAGUUCGAGGCAUGCACGUUGCACCACUUGGAGCAGUGCCAGGAGAUCACGCCGGCCAAUGUGGCCGAAUCGGUGUUUAAGUUUGUGAAGAACGAAACCAGCUGCAAGGCGUUCCUGGAGGGCAAAACCAAACCCAGAUCCAUUUUAAAGGAGCCGAGAAGUGCUGCCCCCUCCACGCAGAUCAGUGCUGGAGUUGCCCUCACGGCGCUCUUGUCCGCCGUGUACUCCAAGUACUUUGCAUGAGUCCCGUAAAUUAGUUCUUAAAAUCCGUUGUUAUGUGAUUCCUUCCAACGACCCAUUUGGGGUUGUUCGAUUGAUGUUGUUGUUGUUUUUGUUUCUGCUUUAUAUCGACUCUUUAGUAAAAGAAAAGUAUUUAUUAUCACCACCAGAA